Messenger RNA from Rodentolepis nana, 1023 nucleotides. The record is from the annotation of a GenBank genome assembly. NCBI's taxonomy places the organism in Eukaryota, Metazoa, Platyhelminthes, Cestoda, Cyclophyllidea, Hymenolepididae.
GGUGAGAAAAUAUUUCAGAAAUUAUUGGAGAAAAGCAAAGAAGUCAAUGUUACCAUUGUGACAAGUGGUCCACAAACUGCGGACAAUGAUCUGGACCAACUUAUUGCUGCAGGUGCAAAGGUGAAGUAUCUAGAUGUCGCCAAGUUGCUUUCAACUGGCGUUCAACAUGCCAAACUCUGGACCGUUGAUAAUCAGCACGGUUAUCUUGGGAGUGCUAACAUGGACUGGAGAUCCUUGACGCAGGUAAAGGAAUUGGGGGUGUUCUUCAAAGACUGUCCAAGGCUCGCAACCGAUCUUUCAAAAAUUAUUGGAGCGUUUGGUCAUGUUGCUGAACCGGGGAUUAUGUUUCCUAUUAAUUGGACUUCCGAGUUCACAGCAAUCUACAACCGAACAAAUCCAAUGAAAUUGCUUCUCAAUGGUGUUCCAGCAAACGUCUACAUUUCUAUGUCACCACCUGCUUUCAGACCUCCAGGGAGAGAGGAUGAUUUGGAGGCAAUUCUCCACAUAAUCGAUUCUGCUCAAUCCUUUGUGUAUGUUGCAGUGAUGGAUUUUCAAGCAGCUGUCAAAUCUUAUUCUGGAAAGCCAGACGCAUAUUGGCCGGACUUGUCGAAUGCCUUAAUAAAAGCUUCCUUUGAACGCGGUGUAGAAGUACGGAUUCUGGUCAGCCAUUGGGCUCACACUUCGCCAAAACUCCGUCAUUUCAUGAAGGCAAUCCGUACUCUACAUGGUGUCAAUGGGGCAUCACUUAGAAUCAGAUUCUUUGUGGUACCAGUGGAAACUCCGGAACAAAGAGCGAUUCCAUUCUCUCGUGUUAAUCACAACAAAUACAUGGUCACUGAUAAAACUUUAUAUGUCGGAACUUCGAACUGGUCUGGAGAUUACUUUAAGUUUGCUGGCGGCGCAGGAUUCGUUGUAGAAUGUGAUGAAGAUCAUAUUUCUUCAAAGAGUGCUAAAUGCUUACGAAAGGAACUUGAAGAAGUCUUUCUGCGAGAUUGGAAUUCCGUGUAUACUGACGAAUUGUAA